Molecule: messenger RNA, 695 nt
Organism: Plectropomus leopardus (leopard coralgrouper)
Lineage: Eukaryota; Metazoa; Chordata; Actinopteri; Perciformes; Serranidae
Source: RefSeq, a predicted model, not a curated record
UCAACACGAGUCCGAUUUAAUAUAAAACGUGUCACAUGUUGUCUUCCAGCUGUAAAGAGUACAAAACAGCGCUGGAUGAUCUCGCCAAGGCGUCGAACGGGGGCGGGGAGGAGACCCCACAGGUCACCAGCGGUGGUGAGAGUCGGGCGAAGAGCAGCCCUGCGAGGCCGAGCGAGUCGGCCUCGUCGCAGCAGAGCCGCAGCAGCACGGAGACGGAUCCGCUCAAGGAUGCAGACCUGGCAGAUAAGCAGAAGAAACAGACGCUGAAUCCACACGUCGAGCUGCAAUUCUCUGACGCCAACGCCAAGUUUUACUGUCGGAUCUACUACGCCGAGGAGUUCCACAAGAUGCGUGAGGAGAUCAUGGAGAGCAGCGAGGAGGACUUCGUCCGCUCGCUGUCCCACUGCGUCAACUGGCAGGCUCGAGGCGGGAAAUCUGGAGCCGUUUUCUACGCGACAGAAGAUGACCGGUUCAUCCUGAAGCAGAUGCCCAGACUGGAGGUUCAGUCCUUCCUGGAUUUUGCGCCUCACUACUUCACCUACAUCACCGGCGCCGUGCAGCAGAAACGGCCGACCGCGCUGGCAAAGAUCCUGGGUGUUUACAGGAUCGGCUACAAGAACUCCCAGAACAACACGGAGAAGAAACUGGACCUGCUGGUGAUGGAGAACCUUUUCUACGGACGCAAGAUGGCUCAG